UCAGGCAGUGUGAAGGGCAGCCCCGAACUCUUUCCUGAGGACCCAAAUAUCACGCGGGAAACCGGAACUUAACGCGAAACAUGGAAGAGGUCGAUGUGGAUCCGACGUACACUCUUAUCCCAGGGUUGGGACAGAGAGAGCGGCACAUAGGUUUCAGCUGGGGGCCCGGAGAUCUGCUGCUGUAUGAAACGCGUUUUACAAAAACAGCUUGUAUAUCUCGUCCCUCAAAUGACUCUCAAAAUGUUGACAUGCAUAUUAGACACCCAGAACAUCGCAAUCUUAUGUACAUUGUGCGCAAUGAUGAGGACAUCUAUUCACCUGUUCUGCGCAAGCUCUUCAACGAGUCACACAGCAUCUUCGUGGGACUGCAAAAGAUUGAGGAAGAGUCCAGUAAAUCACGGAAAGCACAACUAGUAAGAGUAAGUAAGAAUUACCGCUCAGUCCUGCAGGCCUGUAUGCAGGAGAUGCAUGCCUUGGCUGUUUCAACACGAGACCCUGCACAAAAGGCCAAAUACUCUAACCAGCUAUCCAUCCUGUCUGCCAUGGAAUUGAGCUGGAACCUCUGUGAAAUACUUUUCAUUGAAGCGGCCCCAGCGGGCCAACUGUUAAUGCUGCUCUUGGAUUGGGUGCGUCUCCAUGUUUGUGAAGUGAAUACCAUUGCUCAAGAAGUGCUCCAAAGUGACAGUCCAACCCAGCAUGAGAGGUUUUGGGAUGCAAUCAUUGGCUUCAUCCUGCAAGGUAGAAUGGAUGAGGCCCGCCAGAUUUUGUCUAAGGAAUCAUCUGCCUCUGUAAACUCCCGAAGCAUGUGCCGUGUGCUGGAUGAACUCCUGAAAAAGAUGCCUAUUCUUGGUUCUUCUGUUAGUCAAACCUUGACAGAGUUUGAAUUGAAGUGGCAGCACUGGCGUGAGGAAUGUUCACACCACUUACAGAAUGGAACAUUCUCUUCCAACCAACAUAUGGAGACUGUCUGCAAGGUUCUUUUGGGAGAUGAGGCUACCUUAUUGGAGAAGAAGGACCUGAUGACCACGUGGUAUCACUUCCUUGUGUCACAUCUUCUCUUCACACAUCCCACCGUGAAACCCACAGAGCUGCACGCCUAUUCACAAUCCAGCCUGGAUAUAUUCUUGUCUGGAGAUAGCAGUUCAGAGCCUUUGGACAACAUUUUGCAAGCUGCAUUUGAGCUUGAUAUUCACCAGGUCAUCAAAGAGUUCAGCAUUGCUUCCCGGAACUGGUGGUUUGUGGCUCAUCUGACUGACCUGCUAGAUCACUGCCAGCUAUUUCAGUCACACAGCCUAAAUUUUGGAUCGAACAUGCGCGAGUUCCUCCUGCUAGAGUAUGCAUCUGGACUCUUUUCCCAUCACAGUCUUUGGCAACUCGGGGUUGAUUACUUUGACCACUGUCCUCAGCUGGGACGUGUUUACCUUGAGCUUCACAUGGAACGAAUCCCUCUGACCACUGAGCGGAAAGCUCUAAAGGCCCUCAGGAUUUGUGAGCAGAGACAGAUGACAGAACAAGUCCGCAGUAUCUGCAAGACUAUGGCAAUGCAAGCUCUGCGAAACAGCCGUUUGGGAUCCGCUCUGUCAUGGAGUAUUCGAGCCAAAGAUGCUGCUUUUGCAACACUCAUAUCAGACAGAUUUCUCAAGGAUUACUGCGAGAGAGGAAAGUUCUCUGAUUUGGAUCUUAUUGACAAUUUGGGUCCCACCAUGCUGCUUAGUGACCGUCUCACAUUCCUAGGAAAGUACAGGGAGUUUCAUCGGCUGUAUAGUGAGCAGCAGUUUACCGAUGCUGCUGGUUUGUUGCUUUCACUCAUGACUGCCAAGAUUGCCCCGUGUUCUUUCUGGCUUACCCUUUUGCUGGAUGCUUUGCCUCUUCUUGAACAGAAGCAGGUAAUCUUUUCGGCGAAGCAGACAUAUGCACUUAUUCAGUGUCUAGAGGAAAGGAUGGCAGGGAAGCAGGAAACCACAAAGCCACAGGAGAGCCAGAAAGCCCAGGAUGUCAGCAUAGAAAAUACUAAGGUUGAAAUGUUAAGACUGGCUCUUGCAAGAAACUUAGCACGGGCAAUCGUCAAAGAAGGAACACUGCAAGUUUAGACAAUACCUGUAGAUCUCAUUUUCUUGUACAUAAGCUCUGAAAUUAAAAAAUGUUCACUUUCUGGUA
This is a messenger RNA of Spea bombifrons (plains spadefoot toad), 2157 nucleotides long. RefSeq names its product nucleoporin 85 (gene NUP85). Lineage: Eukaryota; Metazoa; Chordata; Amphibia; Anura; Pelobatidae. The transcript has 19 exons. The record is from RefSeq and is a predicted model, not a curated record. Gene Ontology annotation, cellular component: nuclear pore outer ring. Bases 81 to 2090 code for a protein of 669 amino acids. Gene Ontology annotation, biological process: positive regulation of DNA-templated transcription; mRNA export from nucleus; protein import into nucleus. Gene Ontology annotation, molecular function: structural constituent of nuclear pore.